Messenger RNA from Schistosoma haematobium, 645 nucleotides. RefSeq names its product 60S ribosomal protein L23. The record is from RefSeq and is a predicted model, not a curated record. Gene Ontology annotation, cellular component: cytosolic large ribosomal subunit; ribosome. NCBI's taxonomy places the organism in Eukaryota, Metazoa, Platyhelminthes, Trematoda, Strigeidida, Schistosomatidae. Gene Ontology annotation, molecular function: large ribosomal subunit rRNA binding; structural constituent of ribosome. The transcript has 4 exons. The coding region runs from base 74 to 496 and encodes 140 amino acids. Gene Ontology annotation, biological process: translation.
AUGAUGUUUACACAAACAUACUUAUGUUGUGCUACUUUCAUCACUACUUCUCAACCGCGGUUAAACCUGCAUCAUGCCGAAGCGUGGAAGGGGUGGUUCAUCUGGUGGAAAAUUCCGUAUUUCAUUGGCUCUUCCUGUUGGAGCUAUAAUGAACUGUGCUGACAACAGUGGUGCCAAAAAUUUGUAUGUAAUAGCUACGUUUGGUGUUCGAGGUCGCUUGAACCGUCUUCCAUCGGCAGCAACUGGUGACCUCAUUGUUUGUUCGGUUAAAAAGGGAAAACCAGAACUAAGAAAAAAGGUGUUGUAUGCUGUAGUUGUCAGACAACGUAAGGCCUUCAGACGAAAAAACGGAGUAUUCAUUUAUUUCGAGGAUAACGCUGGCGUGAUUGUCAACAACAAGGGAGAACUUAAAGGUUCGGCAAUUACCGGCCCUGUGGCUAAAGAAUGCGCUGAUAUGUGGCCAAAGAUUGCAUCAACCGCCAGUUCAAUUCAUUAGUUAAUAAACGUGUACAAUUGGCCUACUCUUUGUCUUUUAAACCAUCAUUCACUAAGUGAUGUUUUCAGGUUGGAACUUCUGCUCGUCUGAUAGGCCUUGGGGAUUCUUCUGAAGACGUCUACCGAUGCCUCUAAUGUACCAGUGGAAUU